This is a messenger RNA of Suillus paluster, 999 nucleotides long. RefSeq names its product kinase-like domain-containing protein. NCBI's taxonomy places the organism in Eukaryota, Fungi, Basidiomycota, Agaricomycetes, Boletales, Suillaceae. Bases 1 to 999 code for a protein of 332 amino acids. The transcript has 9 exons. Gene Ontology annotation, molecular function: protein kinase activity; ATP binding. The record is from RefSeq and is a predicted model, not a curated record. Gene Ontology annotation, biological process: protein phosphorylation.
AUGGAUCUUUAUCACUCGUCUCCUUCUCACCUCCAGAAACAACAUCGACGUGACGCUCCACAGGUGUCAUUCGUGCGAGCGGAGUCAGAUUCCCGUUCAUCAGUCCCCCCUGUCACGCUCCGAGACCUCACACAAUCCAUUACUAAGGUUGGAGACUAUCCUGUUGCCCGUGGCGGAUUUGGAGAGAUAUGGAAAUGUACUUAUCAAACGGAUCAGGGACCGAUCACCGUUGCAGUGAAAUCAUUGCUAUUUUACGCUUCUGAUCAACUUGACGGAGCAAUGGAGAAAAAGACCAAAAGGAUACGACGUGAAAUCAGAACUUGCGCAAGACUUAAGCAUGACAAUAUUCUGCCUGUGUAUGGCUACACGCAUGGCUUCGACCUGUUCAUGACAAUGGUCAGCCCCUGGGCAGAUAAUGGUAAUCUGACAACCUAUCUGGAGCGGCAAGAUGCACAUCUUACCAUGGUCAGACGAUUCCAGAUUCUCGGAGAUAUUACGAAUGGCCUGCAAUAUCUUCACGCAAAUAAUGUCAUUCACGGUGACUUAACUGGGCCGAAUGUGCUUAUUCAUGGUGACGGCACAGCUUGCCUCGCAGACUUCGGUUUGUCCCUGGUAUACUCUGAAGCCAUGAGUACCUCCCUGGCUUCCUGGUCCUCGGCGUUCCACGGAAACUUUCGAUGGCUGGCUCCCGAGCUACUCGGGGAACCAGAUAAUGAAUUGCCAACACGGCCAAGCAAAUACAGCGACAUCUACUCCUUUGGUGGUAUCAUGCUACAUGUCCUCACCAGUAAAACACCCUACUAUUACCUACGAGAUGCUGCAGUCAUUCAACGCAUAGGCAUCGGGGCCAAGCCUUUACGAUCACGCUAUCCUGUGUUAUCUGACGAGUAUUGGACUUUGAUUGAGGAAUGUUGGUCAACUGCAACUCAGGAUCGUCCGUCGGCUGAGGGAAUUGCCAGGGUGAUUAGGGAUGAACUGGACUCGCUAUCCCGCUCUUGA